Messenger RNA from Coccomyxa subellipsoidea C-169, 888 nucleotides. Its product is annotated as TPR-like protein. The transcript is spliced from 6 exons. Bases 1 to 888 code for a protein of 295 amino acids. The record is from RefSeq and is a predicted model, not a curated record. NCBI's taxonomy places the organism in Eukaryota, Viridiplantae, Chlorophyta, Trebouxiophyceae, Coccomyxaceae. Gene Ontology annotation, molecular function: Hsp90 protein binding.
AUGGCAACGUUUGGCUGUGCACAGUGUACGAAGUGCGGAGGCUACUGGAAAGCCACGGCCGACUACACCGUCAGCACCAAGGACCGUGGGCGGCGGAAGCAUCCGGACAACGACCUGAGCAUCAUCGACUGCAGCCGCUGCGGCUGCCCGCCGGCUUCCCACGAGGCACUGAUCGCAGAGAACGAGCGCGAAGCCGGCAAUGACUCAUUCGCACGCGGCCAGUUCGCGGCAGCCGUCGUGCAUUACAGCCGCGCGCUUGCGGAGCAGCCGCACAGCGCCGUGCUGCUUAGCAACCGCUCCGCCGCUUACCUCGCCAUGCGCUGGUGCGUGUUUGCACAGGCAGAGGCUGAUGCAGAGAAGGCGGUGUCGCUGCGCCAGGACUGGCCGAAGGCGCAUGCGCGGCUGGCGGCGGCCAAAGUCGGCCUCAGAAAAUUCACGCAGGCUGCUGCAUGCUACCAGUUGUGCGUUGCGCUCGCUCCAGCCAGCAAGGAGUACACAGCUGCACUCAGAUCUGCCCAGGCGGCUGCAGCGAAGCAGGGGAGCGCUAGUGAGGAGCCUAAGCAUACACCGCCUGCUGAACAACAACAAGACCUGGACCAUGAGAGUAAUGGCACAGCUCCCAUCAACUCGCAUGAGAGACUGGACCGGGUGGCAGCAGCGCAGCAGCGGGUGAAAGAGGCUGAGAGCAGUGGAGAGGAGUGGAAGGCGCAGGAGGACAGAAAGAGGGCCGAGGAAGAGGCGGCCAGGUCAGCAAGGGCCGAGCGCAAGCGCACAGCUUCCUUGUUGGUGGAAGCUGCCGCCCGCGACGCGGCCGCCGCGCUCCGUGUGGAUGUCAAUGCAAGCGAGCGCCAGAUCAGGCACGCAUCCAAAACUCUCGAAUUCAAAUGA